CACAAGAGCAGAGCCCUCUCCUAUGAAGAGAGGAGGGGAUGGCUGGGUGUCAGAGACUUCUUCAAUGUCCUCCUCUUCCUCCUCAUGUAGGUAGGUAUUCAAAGAGCUAGCACAAACAAGAUACUAGCCAACAAUGGCUUCCUCGGUGUUGCAUUGAUGAGUGACCCGGAGAAAGCAUAAAUAGAGAGCUAGCUAUCCGGUGUUCUUCUCCAAGUAGUUAUUCAUUCCUUCUCUGCUCUACUUCUACUUCUGCUGCGUCUGUUCCCUUGGCUAUCUUCAGCCUCUCUGGUUUUCCCUUCUUGUUUCUGCAUUCCAUUUCAUUCUCAUUCACUAGAUCUUCUCAUUGCCCGCCCGCCUGCCUGUCUGGCUGCCUGCCAUGGAAUCCUCCCAUAUCACCGGGGAUGGUGGCGAGGGCUGCAACAGCAGCGAGUCUGGGUGGACAAUGUACCUGGUCUCCCCCAUGCAAAGCCGCGACGACGACGAUGGUGGUAGCCGCAAGGGAAGCGGCAGCGAUGGAAGCAAUGUCGAUGAUGGUUAUGGCUACACUUACCUCGUCCGUGGCAGGAAAGGAGGCAAGGAAUACCAGGACGAUGGCGAUGACAACGACUCCCUUGCCUCCGAUGCUUCGACUGGACCAGCCAAGGUCAAGGCGCAGCCCUCGUCGCCUGACGGCAAAGAAAGCCAAGGCCAUCGAAAGGACGGUGACAACAACGGCGAGAAGCGGGAGGAGGACGAGGAAGAAGAAGACAGGCACACCAGGUUCUCGACGAGCUCCCGCAAGAAAGCCGGCAACAAGGCGGAGAAAGGGGGCGAGGGCAAGUCAUCCAAGAAGAAGGGAAGCUCCUCAAGGACAAGCUUCUUUUGGUAAACCAAAUGCUUCAGAAUCAUUGUUCUGUACUACUAGUAGCAAAUAGCAAUAUGUAUGUGCCUUAUGCAUCAUCGGUCGAUAUUUUCCAUUUGUUGUUGAAGAUGGGAAUGCAUCCCUCAUUGCUAGGAGCAUUGGAGAAGAGGGAGGAAGGCUUUUUUUGGGUCCUCAGUUUUGCCUUCCGUAGUGUUCUCCCAUGGUUGACCACCCCCCCAAUUACUAGUAGGGUUAACUGUUGCUGCCAUGUAAAUCUACUGCAACCUUCGGUUAUUAUUAUUAUUAUUCAAUGCCUUCCUGCUUUUA
This is a messenger RNA of Triticum dicoccoides, 1168 nucleotides long. RefSeq names its product protein SOB FIVE-LIKE 3-like. The transcript has a single exon. NCBI's taxonomy places the organism in Eukaryota, Viridiplantae, Streptophyta, Magnoliopsida, Poales, Poaceae. Gene Ontology annotation, biological process: cytokinin biosynthetic process. The record is from RefSeq and is a predicted model, not a curated record. Bases 377 to 868 code for a protein of 163 amino acids.